Molecule: messenger RNA, 1664 nt
Organism: Lingula anatina
Lineage: Eukaryota; Metazoa; Brachiopoda; Lingulata; Lingulida; Lingulidae
Product: sarcoplasmic calcium-binding proteins I, III, and IV
Molecular function (GO): calcium ion binding
Source: RefSeq, a predicted model, not a curated record
GAUUUAAUAGCCAUUUUGUCCCAGUUCCAUCAAGGCAUCAACUCCCGGUUACACCGCAACCAACAUAAGUGCUUUGUCAAGCCGUCAUAGGGAACCGGUGCACACAUUCCGCUUUUUAUCUAUUAUUUUAAACCUUCAAAGCACAAGAAUUAAAGAUGUUGAGGGCGGUGUCUCGGGUUGUCCCACAGAUGGUGAGGUCUGCGGCUGCAAACGCACCCAACAUGGUGGUCCGCCCUGCUGCUAUUUCGCUUGUACGCACAAUGAUGGAGGGAGUCGCCAAGGGCAAAAAAUUAAACCAGUUUCAAAAGUCGAAAUUGAAACGAAAGUUUGAUUUGUAUGAUAUUGAUGAUGAUGGAUUCGUGGAACGUGAAGAUUAUGACAAUUAUAUUGCAAAAAUCAAGGAAGCAUACGACUUGAAAGACGGGGACCCCCUUUUGCGUGCCUUCGAGAUGGAAUUCGAUGCACACUGGCAAAAAAUGCUGAAGUUUAUGGACGAAAACAAAGACGGACAACUUUCCAUAGAUGAAUGGCUUGACUAUUAUCCAAGCAUCACGUCAACUUCGAAGGCCAAGACCCCUGAAAAUCUGCCCACUUUCCUCCUUACGUUAGCAGACGCUUUUUUCGCGCUGAUGGACACUAAAAAGGACGGGUUCAUUGAUGCCGAAGAGUACAGUGAAUUUUGGACCAAAUUUGACAAACGCGCUCCUGUAGAUAUCGCCACAGCAAAAGAGCACUUGGCACAUUUAACCAAGAAUGGAAAGUAUGGUAUGGACCUUGCUCACUUCCGGGAAGUUUACGCCGACUACACGUGGUCAAAGGAUCCUGAUUCUUUCGGUCGUUAUGCAUAUGGACCUUUAGACAUUGCAGGUGACAGUGGAAGCGACAGCGAUAGCGAUUAACCUUUUGAGACACAUCGAAAGGAAAUAAACUUGUUGGAGAGGAAGCACGUACAUGUACUACAAAAUUGGUGGAUUAUUCAACGGAAUGUGAAACAUUGCAUAACUACGCCUUCCAAAGGACUUUUGUGAUUUUACUUCGAUUGCAACUAUUUCAUUUAAAGAUAGGGAUCAGAGAAUGUCUUUUUAUCUCGCCCUUUCGAGAACAUGAUAUAAAACCAAAUAUUUAAAAUAGAUGCACGUUGCGCAUGUCAGCGCAACCAUAUUUCCCUACCUCUGCUCGAGCCGCACACAAAGAACUUGUAUAAAAGCACAUGUCACCUAUGGUACAGGGACAUAUCACGAAUCAUUGAUUUUUCUUGCGGAUGUGAUUAAAAAAGAAACUGUAAAUAGUUUGCGUGCAAGAAAAAAAAACUUGUUUUUAAAGGUUUUUAUUCUGACAUUGAAUAUGGUACGUAGGUACCUUUCGCCGUUUUCAUCGGGUAGACUGAUUCAGCAAGAUGUACCUCAUCUAAUGGAUGUUUAUAUUUCGCUGGUAACGUUUCAGAACUUGGAAUACCGGUGUUAAACCAAAUCAGUAUACCUCAAUUUUACUGUUACACGUACACAUAAAAUAAAUUCUGUUCUGAACUUUAGGAAACGAAAAAUGGGAGGCGGUUACCAAGGACGUGUCUUUGAGUGAGAAUCCCCCCAAACAUACUAAGUAAUAUUUACCGUUUGUCUGAAUGUCUAUGCACAUGGUGGAAUAAAAUUUCAUUUACUUUUUAA